CCUCUCCAUUAACGUUUCAGUAGUAGAAACGAGUUAAAACGAACAACAGUAAAUUAUUUUUUAAUUAAUAAGUAAUAUUAUUAAGACGAUGGAGUUUAAAUUUGUUAUAUCAUUCCUAUUACUUUUGGCAAUUGGAUCUAACGCCAAAAAGUUACCGUUAGAAGAAUCGAGGCCUUAUGUGAUGAGUUUAAGUUUAGAAUUGAAAGAAGAAAAAGUAGUAGAUUUUAUAAUUGACUCCCUAUUUGCAACAAGUGGUUGGAAAAACUCGACUCCUUAUUGUCCCAUACAACUCAGUGAUGUCUUAAGUAUCAUACCAUUUAAGAAAACUUCAGCUAUCGACUUAAACAAUGCCAUAACUCAACAUUUGCAUCUCGAAAUAACCGACGACGAAAUCAACAACUUUGUUCAAAACUUAGAUUACACAACGUUGAGUUUUAUGGGAUUAAACGUCGGUAGUGUGUACAAAAAUUUCGUUAAAACUUAUUUAGCAACUGAUCCGACUAGAAUUAUGGAUGUUUUGAACGUAUUGGGUAUCGCACAAGACUUUGCGGUAGCUUAUGCGUUCGGCAAAGACGCCGAUAUGUUUGCGGCUCUACAAAAAGCAAACUUUUCGUUAGCAGCUUUAACCGAAAUUGAAACCCUUUUAAACGUUACAUUCAACAUGAAAGAUUUGACCAAAGUACUAGGAAUUAAAAAAUUAAAUCCUUUGUAUCUCCAGAAAUUUAUUAACGAGGAUUUAACGAAUUAUUUGGGUUUAACAGAACCACAAGAAACUGAUUUCGUAAACUUUUUAAAUUCAUUUAUGCUUGAAGCGGACGAUUACAAAGACAUUAAAGGAUUUAAAAUGUGUUAUAAAGAGUUAACACAAAACGUAGCUUUGGGCGUGGCAAUCUCUCAAAACGAAAUUAUCACAAACGAUUUUAAAAUCUAUGAAAGUUAUAACGACUUAAAAGAUUACGUUAAUUUCAAAAUUAUUUCGGUCCAAAUGAAAACGCCUUAUUUAUUUAGUUCCUUUGAAACUUUGGACGUUUUCAACAAAAUUACUAUAACCGGUGUUUUACCUCAAUACAUCGAAACGACCACAUCAUACGCCGAUAUCGAUACUAAAAUGUGUACUUACGUUACUAUUGGCACUAAAAAAUUAAUGGAACAACCCGUUACAGCUCGCAUGGUCGGAAACGAAUUGAAAAUUGCCAAAACGUUUAUGACCACCUUUAAAACGGGAAGUCCAUUGAUUUGCGAUGGAAUCCUUUAUGGUUUAGCUGCCGCGGAAAAUAUGCUAUCAAUCAUUUUCGACGUUUUCGAAGAGAAAGGGAUUGAGCAAAUUGAAAAUGAGGAACUCAUGUAUGCCUUAAAUAAUUUGUUUGAGGAAUUCGGAAUUAAUCCUUGCGAUUAUUUCUGGUGCACUCCACCCGAAUCUAUUAAUGGUGGAUUUGUGGUUGUUCCACCAGUUGAAGGAAAUUUUGAAAUUGGAAGUGAAGAGUAUGAUUAUUAUGGGGAAGAAAAUUAUGAGGAAGAAAAUAAUGAGGAAGAAAAUAAUGAAGAAGAAAAUAAUGAGGAAGAAAAUAAUGAAGAAGUAAACAAGAUUGUUGAUGUAGAGGAAGGAAAUGUUGAUAAUGAGAAUGUGCAAGGGUUAGAAGAAGCCAACGUUGAAGAACAACAAGUUGCACAAGAACAACCAACUGAAGAACAAGUUGUAGAAGAACAAGCUGAGGUUGGGCAACAACCAGUUGUGCAACAAGUUGUAGAAGAAAAUCCAGUUAAAGAACAAGCUGUUCAAGAACAACCAAUCGAAGAACAAGUUGCAGAAGAAAAUCUAGUUAAAGAACAACCAAUCGAAGAACAAGUUGUACAAGAACAAGCUGAGGUUGGGGAACAACCAGUUGAGCAACAAGUUAUAGAAGAAAAUCCAGUUAAACAAGAAGGUGAUGUUGAACAACUACCAGUUGAGCAACAAAUUGUAGAGGAAAAUCCAGUUAAAGAGCAAGCUGUACCAGAACAAGCAAUCGAAGAACAGAUUGUACAAGAACAAGCUGAGGUUGGGCAACAACCAGUUGAGCAACAAGUUGCAGAAGAAAGUUUAGAUAAAGAACAAGCUGUACAAGAACAACCAAUUGAAGAACAAGUUGUAGAAGAACAAGCCGACGUUGGGCAACAAGUUGUAGAAGAAAAUCAAGUUGGAGAACAAGUUGAUGUUGGACAACUACCAGUUGAGCAACAAGUUGUAGAAGAAAAUUUAGUUGAAGAACAAGCUGUGCAAGAACAACCAAUCGAAGAACAAGUUGACGUAGGACAACAACCAGUUGAAGAUUUUGUAAUAGGAGAAGGACAACACACCAUUAGCGAAGAACUUGAAGUAGUAAAUAAGAUUGAUGAACAAGUAAUUGAUGAUCAACAAGUUAUUGAAGAACAAGUUAUUCCACACGGUGAAGUUGUAGAUGAUGAACCUUGUAUUUCUGAUCAAUUAAUAAAUGAAGUAAAUGAGGAAGUGCAACUUGUUGAAAAUUAACCACCACCUAAUGAAGAACAUGUGGUUACAUAUCAACAAGAAUAUUAGAAGUAGAAAAACAUAAUAUUAAAAAAGGUUUUGAGAUAGAAAAAUUGUAGUUUGGUUAAAAAAUAAAUAAAGAUAAAUUGAGAAAACUGAGAAAUAUUACUCCAUAUUUUUGAUGUAAGAAUUUUUCAUUACCAAUUCAGUUAGGAUGUGAGAUAUUUUUCGCUUUUAACGCCAUAAUUAAUUUCAUAAAUUGAAACGUUAUAAUCGAUUUGAGUAAGAUUAAAUUGUUCUUGAGAU
Onthophagus taurus is the source of this 2794-nucleotide messenger RNA. RefSeq lists its product as uncharacterized. The record is from RefSeq and is a predicted model, not a curated record. Lineage: Eukaryota; Metazoa; Arthropoda; Insecta; Coleoptera; Scarabaeidae.